UGUUACUUUAACUCUAUUGAAUUUUAAACAAGAUAUAGCAUUACUAUAGAUUUUUAUUUUGAUGAAUUGAAACUUAAAAACCUAAUUAUAGUUGUAUUAAAUAAAAAAUAUAGCAAAAUAGUUGUGCAACAUGUCGACUCAGAAUAAUUCAUUAAAUAUUCCAGAUUUAGAUCAUUUGCAUGGUUCAGUUAUAUUGCCAUUAAGAAGUAUGUUUACAAAACCUAUUCAAGGCAGGAUAUUAAACCAUAUCACAUUAGUUAAAGGACUGUCAAACAUGAUUAUGCAUCAACAAAUUGAGAAUUAUUUUUGUUUUACCAAACUCAUUUUGAAUAAUUUAGUAAAUUAAAUUUUAAUUUAAUACAUACCUAAAAUUUAUCUAUUUACAUAGUUUAUAUAAAUGGUACAUUUUUCAUAGAAAUUAGAAAAAAUUGACAUUAUUGGUGAUUAUAUUUCUUUAAAAACAUUGGUUCUUUGUCAUAAUUCCAUAAAAGACUUAGGCGCGUUAAAUAAUCUAAAUGAAUUAGAAUACUUGGACGUGUCUCACAAUUGUUUGGAACGAAUAUUAAACUUCAGUCCACCAAAGAUGUUAUAUUAUGUUGACUAUUCAAACAACAAUAUAGAGUACAUAGAUGAUUUAAAUAGUAGUUGGAGUUUAACAUAUUUAAAUUUAUCCCACAAUUCCAUCAGAAACAUUAAUGGGCUACAGGAAUUAAAGUGAGUUGCUUAACACUGUAUAAUAUAAUUAUUAGUUAUACGAAUACUUAACAAUAAUUAUUUUAACCAUUAGAUGUUUAAAAUGUCUAAAUUUGUCUCAUAAUUUUAUUAAACAAAUAAGUGAUUCACUACCAUGUACAUUAGUGGAAAUAAACUUGUCUUACAAUGAUUUGGAACAAAUACAAUGGGAUAUGUCAUUGAGUAUGUGUAAAAUACUCAACAUUUCACAUAACAAAUUAAAAUUGCUCAAUUUUCUAAAAGUAAGAUUGUAUUUCUAAAAUUGUUUACUAAUAACAAAAAAAACUAUAAACUCUAAAGUUUAAAAAAAACGCUGAACUUUGUAUCGAAUUUUCAAAAAUUUUACAAAUUUCAUGAAACAAUUUUAAUCAUAUCAAACAAAAUACAAAUUAAAAAACUUGUAAAAUUCAAAUAGUUAUAAACAAUUAGAAAAAAAUUGCUAAUUAUUUUAAAAAUGUAACAAGUCUUAAAAGUGCUAAUAUAAUUAUUAGGUAAAACUUUCAAAUAGAUUUAAUAGAUUUAAUAACAGAAAUUAUUAUUUCAAACGUUUUUCACUAUUAUUAAGAAAACCCCUAGGAAAAUUAAAACACAGUCUCUCCAAUUAAUAUAAAAAAAACAUUUUCUUUUUUUAUAUUGGACCACAAUUUCUCAGAGAAAAGUUGUUAACGCUAAAAAAAAGCACACAUUGUAGUAAAACCAAUACAUUCCUAAUCACACUCAGAAUCUAAGAGUAUCUACUUGGAAAUUGAGAUGAAACUCAAAUACAGCAGUUUUUAAAUUUUAAAUUAAAUUUUUCAAAUUUACUAAUUUAAACAGUGUCCAACAAAGAUAUACCCAGUGUAAUAUCUCCUGAGGUAAUAAAUUUGAUCAAAUUCUGUUUUUUUAUACCAUUCAUAGAGGUAAAAACUACAAAUAUUUAUAUUUCAUUACUUUUGACAAAUUUAAGGAUAGCCAUUUAAUAUACUACAUAAUAUUCUUAUGGAAAUUUUGACGUAGAAACUUUUUAUUUUUUAUUUUCAUUAAAUUUGUGAUUUUUAAUCAUUUAUUAAGUCCAGAGGAAAAAAGUAUAGGUACAGUAAAUUAGCCUAAAAAAUAAUAGUUAAUUAGCGAAUAUAAUAUGAUGCAUAAUUAGAAGCACUAGUAUCUUUUUGAAAAUAAUAAAAAAAAGUUAAUUUUUUAUGUUUUUUUAUCAAAAUAUUGGUACAAAUAAUCAAAAUAUAAAUAUUUGUAUUACUUAUUCCUAUGAGUAAUAAAAAAAAAAAAAAAAAAAAAAAAAAAAACAGAAUUUGAUUAUCUUUAUUAUCUAGGAAAUAUUGUGAUGGGUACAUAUAUCUCUGUGGAACAUUCUGUAUAUAAGUAAUCCAAUCACAAGUUGAAGACUUAUUAAAAUGAAGCAAAGUAUAAAGCAAAAAUUAGUCAGUCACAUAAGAGGUAAAAGGUAGGAGGAUUUUUUAAUUUUUUUAUCCAAACCCAAAAUUGAAUUUACAAUUUAUUUUGAAUACAAUAAACAAUCCUCUGCCAAAUCUUGAAUUCCAAAGAUUUUUGUUUUUUCAGAGGCACCUUGCACUGACUUGACUGCUUUAAUCUGUGGAUCGCUCACACUAUUUACCUACCUUAUUAUUUUUAUUUAUUUAUACAAACAUACAAAUAUUUGCGAUCUGUAAUAAUAAAAAAAUAUUGUUUAAUAAAAUAUUAAAGUAAAAACAAAAUUAUUAAAAUGGUUAAUAUAUGUAAAGAAAAAAUUAAUUAAUUAAUAGAGUAUUAUGACAAGUGUAUACGACUGGUUUCAAAUUAAAAAUUCAUUAUCAGGUAUAUCAUAAUUAAAAUGAAAAACGCGACUGAAAAUAAAAACUAAAUAAAGGAAUACAUAGAAAAAAAUUAUACAAAUCGGUCGUUUUAUAUAAAAAUAAUUUAUUUUAAUAGGAGAGAUUUUUAAAAUGGGUUAUUAUUAGAUAUAAAUAUGUUAAAAAAUAUAAAUUAUUUGGUUAUUUAUCUAAAAUGUAUUAAUAUAAGAUAUUAUUUUUAAAAUAGGUUUGUACAUUUAAAAUAUUAUUGAAGUAAUUUUAGAUUCUAUUAGUUUUACUAAGGUGUUUAUUUUUUCUUUCUUUCUAGUCUGUGAACGUUUUUUCCUAGUAAACUUGCUCUGAUUUUUAUGUAAAGCAACUUUUCUAAAAGCUCAAGUUGUCUAAAGGGUACCUUAGAGAUGUAAUUUUUUAAAUAAAAGCACUUAAGUGGGAAAAAACGUAAAAUUUCACGAUUUCAUUAUUUUAUAAAAACAAGGACGACGUUUUGUACCAGAAAAAAUGAUUCAAUCGAAAAAUCAAAAGACACUUAUUUUUAUGUCUUUUUGAUUUACUUUCUUAAAAUUUAAGUAAAGUAAUUCAUGGUAUCAUCGCCAUUGAUGCAGAUGUUUAGUGGUGUGUCCAGGAAUAAGAAUCGUGAAUAAACCGUAAAUUCAUCUUCUCUGCCUAACUUGACUGUGAGAAUUGGUAAUUUAAAAGAAAGGUCAAUUUCUAAUCAAGCGUUUUCUCAUAACAUAGCUGAAAUAUAUGCAUUUCGACAUUAGAUUACCUAUAUUUGUACUUUUUAGCCAAUAGGGGGGAUAUAACUUCUAACCUCCUCCCCAGGGAACAUUAUUAGGCAGUACCCUUAACACGUCAAGGCGGUUAUAAUAUAUUCUAACCGCCUUGCCCUAACGAUACUUAUCACGGUAUUAGAUAUCUACCUACGAUUUUAGAAGACCAUGUACCUAUUUAUAAUUAUUAUUGGAUAAUACCUAGUUAAAACAUUUACAAGUAUUUCGUGUAGAUAAUAAUCAUAGUGUAAGGAAUAAUAAUAAAUAGGAAGGUACCAGGUACCUAUUAGUAAAUUAGAUUAUUAAUCUAUUAGUUUUAUAUUUAUAAAAAAAAUCAUUAUAGGUAUGUAAAACUAAUAUUAUUAUUAUAGAAUGCUAAACAGCUGUCAAUUUUGAACAUUGAAAACAAUAUGAUAAAUGAUGUACUUCAAAUAGAAUUUUUGAAAACGUUAUCAAAUCUUCGCGUUUUAAGUGCCGAAAACAAUGAGUUUAUUGAACUAAAUAUUCACAAAAAAAUAUUUUCAAACAAUCUGCCUUUUAAAUCAAUUAUUGAUCAAACAUUUAUAAAAACGGAACUCGUGCAGGUAACACAAUAUAAUAUUUAGGUAUUAUUAGACAAAAUAUACCUUCCCACUAUCAAGCACCUAUUUAAUACUACAGCUCCUCACGUAUAUUCGUAUGUAUGCAAUUAUUGGAAAUAUUAUUAGCCUUCUUAUGUUUAUCCAAUAAACGAUGGUGGAUGGGGGGAAAAGGGUGAUGAUUAACACCAAUAGUUAGUACCUACCACCUCCGGUUGUUGAUUCAAAAAUUUAAAAAAAAAAUAUUUAAUAAUUUAAUACUUACCUGUAUUAAUAGUUCAAAUAUUUUAUAUUAGUACCAAACAUUAGUAAUAAACAAUAAUAGUCAGUAGAUAUCAUGCAAAUUAGAAAAUUUUGUUUAGUUGAAAGACUCGAUGCAAGCAGGAUAGGUUAAUAAUAGUUGGGGGGAUCAGGGAAAAUUGUGUCUGUACACGAUUAAUCAUGUUACCAGUAACAAAAAUGUUAAGAUCCCAGAAGAUUGAACCGUAAUCAACGAUGAAGCGAAUGAGAGCACAGUAUAGAUAAAUUUGAGUAGGGCAAGUGAUCACGAAGUACUUAACUUGGGGGAUUUUCAGUAGGCCUCUUCAAUGCAUAACAUAAGGGUAAAGAUUACUGUUGAGUGUAAAUCCUCAUUUUCUAACGGAAUUUCCAACAGAUUUAAUAGGGAAAUCGUAAAUAGAAUAGGUAGGAGCAAUGGCAGAUUUUGAUUAGAUACCUCUUUUUAGACGAUAUUUUAUUUAAAUUAUACCGGUGUCUGUGGGAGAGUCCAUUUACUUAUUAGAAUUAGGUGUGUUACGAGUAAUAUAUUCUUUUUUUCUCCAAAUUUAAAUAGAAGUUAAAUAAUUUGGAAGUCAAGUCUAUGCUCGCGGCAAAAAUGAACGCAAUAAAAUCUACUGUUUUGGAACAUUUAUCUGGAAAAUCUCCCAUAGUAUGCCGAAAUGGCUCGUCGUACCAUUGUAACCGGGAAUCACUUCCUAUGGUAAUUUUGGUCGGUCCACCGAAAACUCGCAAGAAAUAUUUAUUGAACCGAAUACACAUGAAACAUGCUCGUAAAUUUUAUAAAGCAUCUAUUUAUACGACGAACGAUAGUGAGUAUAAAAAUAAGAUAUUUAAAACAAUCACUACGGAACAGUUUAAUGCAAUGAACUGUCAUGGAGAAUUUGUGUUUAGCUACCGAUAUUUGGGACAUUCGUACGGUUUGAGUUAGUAUACUGUAUACACACGUGAUAAUUAUAUUAUAUAAUGGUGAAUACAGCGGUAUUCACUUAGUACCUACGCACACUUGUUUAAUGUUUUUGAUUUAUUUACAUUUUUAUAUAGACGAAGACCAAUUAUUUACAUGUAUUAGUGACAAUAAAAUAUUAAUCACGUUUACAAAUUUAGAAGGAGCGUUAAGUUUAAAACUCAAAGGGUACAAUCCAAUAUUUGUGUUGGUAUUGCCAGAAGACAAAUUAUUCUAUAAAAAUUACAUAUCUCAAAGUAUUAUAGACAAAUGUGUGAAUCAAAACAGUUCACCCACUGAAAACGUAAUGAAAAAAAAUUCACAUUUUCGUUGUUAUAUUAUAUACCUACCUAUCUAUAAAGGUUAAACAUUAAAAUUUUUUGUGUCUAUAGAAAACUGUGUUAAAAAAAAUAACAGCUGAACAAUUUUUGAAUGAAACCGAUAAUGGUGUUAACAUCAGCAAUAGGUGGGUAAAUACAUUGACAGUGAUUAAUGAUUAUAAAUAUAUUUGAUAUAGGUACCUAAACUAUAAAAGAAAGCUCUCUUUAUAGUGUAAAAUAAAUUAUAAAUGUCCAUAGGUUAUUACUUAUUAUAUCUAAUAUAACCGUAAAAUGGUUAAAAAAAAAAGGCCCACCUACCUAAAAUGAUUUAAGAUAUCUUGAACCGUAAAUAUAAGACAUACAAAGAGAUAAAUAGCAGGUACCUACAUCAGCAUUCAACACACAUUAUCUAAUAACUAUUAUUGUCAACAAUGAAAUUGAAUUUUGAGAUUUUAAAUUUAUAAUAGUAUAAUAUGUUUACUGUUUUAGCUUGAAAACUGAUAUUUCUUUAGAAACAUUUACUGUUUGUUCAGUAGAUACUACUAAGAAUUCAAAUGGCGAAAUAAAAAAAAUGACUCAAGCCAAAACUAUUGAUGAUUCUUAUGAACCUUGUAGGGUUUUCACAAAUGAAUGUAUGAACAAUCUUAAUGUAUGCCUAAACUUGUAUGAAAAGAGUACAGACAUAUUUCAUUCGUUGGUAUACACACACAUGGUACCUACCUCACAUUAAUUUAUUAUAAACAAAUUUGGAUUUUUAGAUUUACGUUGAUAAAUCAAAAUGUCAAAAAACAGCGUUGACAGAAAUAAUUUCAAUUAUGAUUGACAUUUAUAAUAAUUAUUACCACAUUAACCAGAAGUCGGAAUACCGAAAACAGCCAAAUAAACAUAUUAUGCAGGAACACAUACAAGCUCGUUACGAACUGUUGUAUAAUGAACUUAUUGAAUAA
Messenger RNA from Cinara cedri, 6374 nucleotides. The record is from the annotation of a GenBank genome assembly. NCBI's taxonomy places the organism in Eukaryota, Metazoa, Arthropoda, Insecta, Hemiptera, Aphididae.